This is a messenger RNA of Micromonas commoda, 1744 nucleotides long. RefSeq lists its product with no specific name. Gene Ontology annotation, biological process: tubulin complex assembly; post-chaperonin tubulin folding pathway. The coding region runs from base 1 to 1131 and encodes 376 amino acids. Gene Ontology annotation, cellular component: cytoplasm. The record is from RefSeq and is a predicted model, not a curated record. The transcript has 2 exons. NCBI's taxonomy places the organism in Eukaryota, Viridiplantae, Chlorophyta, Mamiellophyceae, Mamiellales, Mamiellaceae. Gene Ontology annotation, molecular function: tubulin binding.
AUGGACGCGGAGGUGUCGGUGCCCAACGAUGGGGGCGACCAGGCCAAGAUGGAGGCCAAGCGCGUUCAGAUGAUGGACCGCCUGGCUGCCAUCGAGGAGGCGCGUAAGGCCGACGCAGACGCGCGCAGGGCUGAGUUAGACGCCGCCGCGGAUCCCAGGGAGAACAUCCGAUCGUUCCUCGCGGGUUUUGAGGAGCGAAAGGCGCGCGUGGAGGGCGAGGUGAACUCGCAUCGAUCCGCGGUUGGCACCCCCGAUGCCAAGCCGGCCGACGACCUCAGAGCCGCGCUGGAUGCGCUCCAAGCCGACGUCAUCGCCAUCGAGCGAUCCGUCGCGGAGGCGUCGUACUUUCUCCCGGCGUACGACUCGCGCGCGUGCACCGCCGCCGUGGACCACCUGAAGAAGACCGUCGCCGACGCCACCGCCGAGCUCCUCCCGAGGAAAAAGUUCACCUUCUCCAAGAAGAAGAAGGAGGCGACCGCUUCGAAACCGGACAGCGAGAAGAAGGAGACGGACGACGUCGCCGCGCAGCUCGCGCGCAUUGGGAUACGUACGACGAUGAUGACGACGACGAGUGGUACGAGUGGGCCGAAGGGGUCAAAGGAGGACGAGGGACCAGGGGUGCGGAACAGGACGGGCGAGACCGUCGUGGUCGACGCUUCUUCGGCUGUGGGCGACUUUGAGCUCAAGCGUCUCGUGGACUGCGAGGUGUACCUGUGCAACCUCGAGCCCCUUGACGCCGUUCGCGCGUGUGACCUGCGAAACACGAGGGUGUACGUCGGGCCCGUCGCGGGCAGCGUGCUGCUGCACGGCGCGGACGCGUGCGAGUUUCACCUCUGCGCGAGGCAGGUGAGGAUACACGACGCGACGAACGGAACCUCGUUUUACGUCCGGACUGCAUCCGGGCCCAUCAUCGAACACUCCAGCGACGUGCGUUUCGCGCCGUACGCGUUCGGGUACCCGGGCAUCGACGAGGCCAUGGAGAAGGCGGGGUUCGGGGGCGCGGACCCUGGUAAGUGGAGAGAGGUUGAGGAUUUCGGGUGGAUCAAGCAGGUGGCGUCGCCCAACUGGAGGAUUCUGGCGGAGAGCGAGAGGGUCCCGCCCCCGAAGCCGCCUUCGAUCGAUGCGACGUAAUCACCAUCGACUCUUAUUCUUAUCAUCGCGCAUCAAGCUAUUCUUACGACUUAUUCUCAUCUAAAAUCUCGAUCCGGAGUGCGUUUGCCGGUGUCCCGCUCGCGGUGUUCGUCCCGCCGUGUUUGCGUUUGACCUCUCCGAGCUCCUCUCCCGCGACCGCUCCCUCGACGGGCUCCUGCUGUGUUCGCUCGACCUAACGCUCGACCUGCUCCUGCUCCUGACGGCGGCACCGGCGGCGUCGUCCACGACGGAGCCGGACGGCGAGUUGGAUCGGGACCCCUCGUACCUGUAGUUCAUCGCGCGCCGCGCCUCCGGGUCCAUCGGAGCCUUGCCGUACCAGCCAAAGUGCGGCUUCUCGUGGUUGGGCGCGGUUGCGGAUUUGAACCUGUUCAUCGCUAUCGUGGCCCUCGCCGCGGCUCGGAAGUUGCGCCUGGUGGGUUUACGCGAGUUGGUGUCCACGAUGGGCUGGCCCUCCGCGGUGGUGUCCGCCCAGAUGACGCGCUUCUGCCCGGCGGCGACGAAGCGGUUGGCAGCCAUGACGGCGGUGGCGGCGCGCCUGAACGGGUUUCGAGACUUGCCCCCGAAAAUCUUGAGCAACGCGGUCCUGUUCUCC